Messenger RNA from Mesorhabditis belari, 1305 nucleotides. The record is from the annotation of a GenBank genome assembly. NCBI's taxonomy places the organism in Eukaryota, Metazoa, Nematoda, Chromadorea, Rhabditida, Rhabditidae.
AUGGAGCCAUCCGAUGAAGAAAUUGCUGGUGUUUUCAAAGAUUUCAACAACACCGGGAAUGAUGGAGAAGCUGAGAAGCAGCUGAUGACCGUUGUUUACAGUCUGCUGGCGUUGUUCGGUCUCUUGGCGAAUCUGCUCUUUUGUUUGGUGAUCUGGAGAAAUGAGAAAUUGCACACAGUGACGCAUGUUCUGAUGAUGAAUCUCGCUUUAUCAAAUCUCCUCUUUCUUUGCUUCCAUCCCUCGUACAUCAUCACCACAUAUCUCUUGCAAAGAAGCUUUGUCUUUGGCACUUUUGUCUGUAAGACUUCCUUUUCGAUCGCUUACGUUACAUCGACAGCCUCUUUCUAUAUGAUGAGCCUCGUAGCGAUUGAUCGAUGGCUGGCGAUUUUCAAGAGAAAAUACCGGCUCACUCGCUCGAACAGUAUUUGUUUGGUGGUUUUCGCGUGGGCGAUCUCUUUUGUCGUCGCUGCUCCGUACAUGUACUCGGCAAGGGUCAAAGACUUCAAUUCGGUCAAUGAAAUCAUCCAAAAUCAUCAAGAGAAACGACCGAAAUUCAUCGAAGACAUUAAAAAGGAUGACAUCUUAUAUGAUGAACAAGUUUUCGAGAAUCUAUCAAAGAUUUUGGAUAAUAUCAAAUUGAGUAGCAAAGAUGACUCGGAUUUGCCUGAUAUUGCAAUCAUGAACACGACUCGAUACCGAUGCACAUCAGAUACAGCCAGUAAUACAGUGUUGAUUUGGACUGUCGUCCUUCAAUAUGUUGUUCCGUUGUUGAUCAUGAUCCCGACUUAUGGACAUUUGGCUUUAUUUGUGUGGAAACGAGCGCCAAUCGGUGUACAAUCGCGAGAGAAACGCGAAAGGGCGCAUCGAAGAAGAAGGAAACUGCUCGUCACUUUGCUCUCAAUUGUGCUAUUCCUUGUUGUCUGCUGGUUACCGCUAUUCUUCGUAAACAUUUUGAUGAGCUGGAAAAUGAUUCACAUCACCACGUAUACUCGUGCCUAUAUCUAUUGCUCGAUCGUGACAUUAGCCGGUGUCCUAGUGACACCGAUUUUCUAUCUAAUCAAUGACGGUUGCAGAGAACAGGUGAUGCGAUUGUUCUGUUGUCGGACGGUGCCCGCUUCGGAAAGAGAACGACAAGCUCUCAUGACAACAAAUCCGUAUCCAGACCGUAUAUCCGAGGCUCAUUGGUUGAUCCAUCGGGGUGAUCCCGAGGCACAAACAGGCACAACAAAUCUCUUCAUUUCCCUCUCCGCAUGUGGAUCGCCUGAGGACAGAAGAAAGGACAACUACACACCCCAAGAGAGUCUA